AUGAGUGCUAACCGAAUGAUCCAUUAUUCAAUGUAUUUUCUUCUGUUGACUUUCCCUUUAUCCGUAAUUAGUUACAAAUUAAUUGAUCACAACAUUCAAGGCGAAAUCGCACCCGGUUGGGAAUUUGUCUCCGAUCUUUUUCAAGAUAAUUUUAUCAAAGACCGAGAUUUAGGAGCAUCAGUGGCAAUAUAUCACCAAGGCAAACCAGUCGUUAGUCUCACAGGUGGAUGGUUUGAUGAAUCAAAGACAAAACCUUAUGAUAGCGCAGCAUUACAAAUAGUUUUCUCAACAUCGAAAGGAAUUGUCGCUGCCGCUGUCGCUCUUGCUGUUCAACGAGGUUUACUCAACUAUUCCGCAUUGGUUACUGACUAUUGGCCUGAAUAUGGACAAAAUGGAAAAGAAAACACCACACAAUCUCCGGCGUGGUGGCCUGGAACAGCUCAUAAUUAUCAUCCGUUGACUUAUGGUUGGCUUGCUGGCGAACUUAUUCGACGUGUUGAUCGAAAAAGACGUUCGUUGGGGGAAUUUGUUCACGAGGAAAUAUCAUCUCCAUCAAAUCUUGAAUUUUACAUCGGUUUGCCUUCUGCACAAGAACAUCGUGUGUCUCCACUUGAAUUUAACCAAAUCACAAAAGACUUUCAGAACGCAUCAUUAGAUGAAUCUAUAAAUUUCUUUAAUGAGGCUCAUUUACAUCAAGCUGAAAUACCAGCUGCCAAUGGUAUUACAAAUGCUUGGUCAGUUGCACGAUUCUACGCCUUAUUGAUUGGUGAUGUCGAUGAUGGAAGGUAUCGACGAAUUAUAAGUGAAGAUAUUUUGAAAAUCGCAACGAAAUCCAAUACGCCUUAUGUGGAAUUAGAUUCCGUGUCACAAUCAUCGAUAUCGUUCGGAAUGGGUUUUAUGAAUUUUGAUCGAAUUCUUCCUCGGUUGGGUUCUGGAAGUUUUGGCCAUUUUGGAGCGGGUGGAAGUAUUGGUUUAGCUGCACCAGCAUACAAUCUUUCUUUCGCUUAUGUGAUGAAUCGAUUAGAUGCAACCGUCGCAGGACUCAACAAUCGAAUAGAACCUAUACUUACGAAAGUUGCGGAAAAACUCAAUCAAUGA
Adineta ricciae is the source of this 1098-nucleotide messenger RNA. The record is from the annotation of a GenBank genome assembly. Lineage: Eukaryota; Metazoa; Rotifera; Eurotatoria; Adinetida; Adinetidae.